This is a messenger RNA of Penicillium malachiteum, 948 nucleotides long. Its product is annotated as 3'-5'-exodeoxyribonuclease. The transcript is spliced from 5 exons. Gene Ontology annotation, molecular function: 3'-5'-DNA exonuclease activity. Lineage: Eukaryota; Fungi; Ascomycota; Eurotiomycetes; Eurotiales; Aspergillaceae. Bases 1 to 948 code for a protein of 315 amino acids. The record is from RefSeq and is a predicted model, not a curated record. Gene Ontology annotation, cellular component: cytosol.
AUGGAAGAGUCACCUAACACACUUCGAUAUGUUGAUAUCGGGAUCAACUUGAGUGAUCCAAUGUUCAGUGGCACAUAUCACGGCAAGAAAGCUCACGAGUGUGAUCUGGAUGAUGUUAUUCAACGUGCUCGAGAUGUGGGCUGUGAAAAGUUCAUGGUUACAGGCUCAGACCUUGUUGAGUCUGAGGAGGCUGUCAAGAUCGCCCGCAACUAUCCCGGUUUCUGCUAUGCCACAGUUGGUGUGCACCCUUGUCAGGCCAAGCUCUUCGAUGAGUACCCUGAAGGCCCCGCGAAGAUGCUUGAGGAGCUGCGAAAACUAGCUAUUGAGUCCAAAGAAGCUGGUCUUGCUGUUGCUUUUGGCGAAAUCGGUCUCGAUUAUGAUCGGUUAUUCCACAGUGCUAAGGAACCUCAAUUGAAAUAUUUUGAGGCUCAGUUGGACCUUGCCGUUGAGAUUGGAAUGCCUCUUUUCCUUCACUCGCGUGCUGCAAGUGAGGACUUUGAGAGGUUACUCGCCGCUAAGCUUCCUCAACUACCAAAGGGUGGAUUAGUCCAUAGCUUUACAGGUACAAUGGAGGAAAUGCAAAGGCUGGUUGCUUUAGGUGUUGAUAUCGGUGUUAAUGGUUGCAGCAUGAAGACGGAAGAGAAUCUGGAGGUUGUGAAGGCUGUUCCCUUAGAACGUCUUCAAAUUGAGACCGAUGGGCCCUGGUGUGAAAUACGCCCUUCUCAUGCAUCAGCCAGGUUUUUGACUGGGGCUCCAGAGUUACCAAAGUCCGUCAAGAAAGAGAAGUGGCAGAAGGGCUUGAUGGUCAAGGGUCGGAAUGAGCCUGUUGCUAUUGCUCGCGUUGCUCAUGUUAUUGCUGCAGUGAAGGGUAUUUCUGUGGAGGAAGUGUGUGAAGCGGCCUGGAACAACUCAACCAAAAUGUUUGGCUUGGGAUUGAAUUCCGUGUAA